CCGGGAAGGCGCCGUGCGCUCCCCUCCCGUUGCCGAUGUUUCUGCGGCCUUCUCAGCCUUCUCCGUCGGGCCAGCACCUGCCUAGCUGACCUCUCGGUAUGGCGCGCGGCAUCCGCUUCCGCUAUGCCGCGCGGCAUCCGCGUCUCGGCGCUGCCAGCAUGCGCGGACGACGCGCGCUGGCCGCGCCAACGUUUGCCCCCAAGGUGCUGUGUGCACGUAUUGGUUCGCAUGCACCUGUGGUUUUACACACGCACGUGCGCACGCAUGUGUGUCAUUCAAGGUCAUGUGUAGUGUAAUUGGCUGCUGUGCGGGAUCCGAACCACCCUGUCGCUAUCAACAGUAUUCUUCUCAUCGCCAUUUCCCUUGUUAGCGUCGUUCUCAUCCGUUUUCAUGACCAUCACUCCCAUUGCCAUCGUCCGUAAAGUUUUGGGAUUAGUGCCCUUUGACAUGGAGUAUUAGACAGACUGACUUUCCGCACGAGCUAGGUGCCAAGCCGAUCUCUCCAAUGAUCGUGCCAGACUUAUCUGAUAUUGUCCACCAAGUGGAGCUUAUUUGCAUUGCGGCCUGCGCCGCUAUGCUGCUGGGGCGCCUGGCUUGGCAGUUGUGGACCGAGGGCGCCUCAAGGUCUUGGUUUCACGAUUACUAUGUUCGAUUGCUCGCGUUCUCUACAGUCGUCAGGACGGUCAUUCUUGGGAAAGACGGCACUCAACAAUCUGUUCACAAGCGCAAGCAAUCCAUCAGGCUUGCCAUGUCACGGAGAAGCUACCAGUUCUUUUGUGUCGCAGCCGUCGGGGUAGUUUUCCCGAUCUUUUUCUUCCCCGCAGAUGACCGCCCGCAUACCGUUCCCAGGCGCUUGCAUUAUGCUUUCUCUGGGGUGAUAGUUGUGUCAGUCAAUGUGUUUCCUAGCUUGUUGACCCCAUCACGACUUCAUGUAUGGUAUUCCCUUCUGUCACUCUCACAUGCGAUUUCUCUGUCACCGCUGCUGCAAUUCGCGGAAUCGAUCAGCCCCCUCAAGUUUCAAAUAGUGUAUGAUUGCGUAAUGUACUGCAUGAUUGACUUCAGCCUUCCAGCGAAUUUGUUUUGGACGACACUCUGCUAUCUGUCCGCUGCGUCCACAGCGCUUGCUGGCAAAUCCAAUGGCAUGCCGUGCCACGACCCUAAAACCACAAAUGACGUGUUUCUUGCUUGGAUUGGGGUCGUUGUAUCUUUGGUUAUGUUGCACGUCGUGUUCUCAAUGGUGGUCAAUGCCCUCUUAGAGGCUCAAGCAUGUCGGAGCGAGUUGCGCGCCGCAAAGUCGAUCUUAGCAGGCGUUUGUGACGCCGUGGUCGAGCUCGAUGCCAAGCUGAUGCUCAAGUGGCCUUCCAAAAAGUUCGCGGCUUUGUUAAUGCAUAGCGAGCCUCGAUCUUUGGCGGGAGUGAAUAUAUCGUCUUUUUUUGCCGCAGAGGCCGAUCUCGAAAAAUUUGCCGAACACGUAACCUCCAGUACUGCGUAUGAUGAUUUCUGCACGGCUUUUCACGUCAAAUUGCGGGACACUUGUGGCAUCUUUGUGUCGGUGGAAGUUUUCUGCGUGCGCUUCCGUAGUGGUGAUGAAAAGGAGUCGUACCUUGUCGGCUUUCGAGAAUUCGCGGACCUGCCUCCACCAAGGACGCACCCGAGAGUGCCGACAAUGCCUAGUGCUGAAAUGAACAUGGAUGUUCAGAGCUGGGGUGCGUCGCACGAGACUGAACACGGUGAUUCUGGCACCAAUUCUGAAGGGGAGUCUGGCGUAUCGUCUUCUAUUUCCGAGGUUGCUGUUUGGGUCGACGGUAUGUCACCAGGGUUAACCAUGUUGCGUUGCACCACUGCCUUCGAGAUGUUAGUUGGCAGCUCUUGGGCGCACAUCUGUGCCACCCAGAGAACUCUUCUGCCAUGUACUCGGCCAGAUCAAGAACAAUAAAUUCGCGCAGACUCCCGACAGAUUAUUUUAAGACGUGUUUUAAAAUGCGACGCUUGUUUACGGUUUUAGGCGUCUGGAGCCUGAGUCUUGGCCAUAGGAUUAUCAGAACGUAAUCCUGAACCAGAAGAGCCUGCCCCCGGAUAGGGGUGGAGUGCUCCAGAUACCUCCGCAUCGGAAGCAUCACUGCGUCGGCGAUCCUGGAAUUGAAAGUCUGUUCCAGUCCAUCGGCUCCGGCGCACCUCUGGGCCCAGACCCCCGAUGUCGCCAUUUUUUCAUGACGUAGACCCCCAAAGGUCUGGAAACGUUCCCUGGGACUGGCUUCUCGACAUGAGCAGUGUUUGAUUGUCCCCAGGGACGGCAGGGCCCCC
Messenger RNA from Prorocentrum cordatum, 2304 nucleotides. The record is from the annotation of a GenBank genome assembly. Lineage: Eukaryota; Dinophyceae; Prorocentrales; Prorocentraceae.